Molecule: messenger RNA, 2562 nt
Organism: Drechmeria coniospora
Lineage: Eukaryota; Fungi; Ascomycota; Sordariomycetes; Hypocreales; Ophiocordycipitaceae
Exons: 1
Coding region: 1-2562 (853 amino acids)
Biological process (GO): double-strand break repair via break-induced replication; DNA strand elongation involved in DNA replication; mitotic DNA replication initiation
Cellular component (GO): nucleus; MCM complex
Molecular function (GO): ATP hydrolysis activity; single-stranded DNA binding; ATP binding
Source: RefSeq, a predicted model, not a curated record
AUGCUUCAGAAAAACCAGCGACGGUUGAGUGUUAGCAUGAAUCAUGUACGCGACCACAAUAAAGACCUUGCCGAGGGCAUCCUGCAACAGCCGUUCGACUAUACAUUGGCCUUCAAUCACGCACUGAAAAAAAUCGUUGAGACAAUACCCCAGGCUCGACCCGACCAAACCGCUCGUGACACCAUCUACUACUGUGCCUGGACUGGUAGUUUUGGUCUUCAUGCCUGUAGCCCUCGCUCUCUUUCAUCCCAGCACCUCAACCACAUGGUUUCCAUUGAGGGAAUUGUCACCCGAUGCUCUUUGAUCAGGCCGAAAGUUGUGCGGAGCGUUCAUUACAAUGAAGCAAAAGACAAAUUCCACUUCCGGGAGUACCAAGACCAGACUAUGACAAAUGGAGUUACCACAUCCAGCGUAUAUCCCAGAGAAGACGACGACGGUAACCCGUUAACCACGGAGUACGGCUUUUGCACGUACCGAGACAAUCAGACAAUUUCCGUACAAGAAAUGCCCGAGAGAGCCCCCGCUGGCCAACUUCCCCGCGGUGUCGAUGUCAUUCUUGACGAUGAUCUCGUUGAUAGCGUCAAACCAGGUGAUAGGGUUCAGUUGGUUGGUAUUUUCCGCACACUGGGCAACCGCAACACCAGCCACAACAGCGCCCUCUUCAAGACAAUCAUAUUGGCGAAUAAUGUUGUGCUUUUAUCAUCCAAAUCUGGCGGCGGCAUUGCAACCGCACCGAUAACAGACACUGACAUUCGAAACAUCAACAAGAUAGCCAAGAAGAGGAACCUGCUGGAGUUACUGUCGCAAUCGCUUGCGCCCAGUAUCUACGGCCACGAAUACAUUAAAAAAGCCGUGCUCCUCAUGCUACUUGGCGGCAUGGAGAAGAAUUUGGAGAAUGGCACUCAUUUGAGAGGCGAUAUUAACAUUCUGAUGGUGGGAGACCCUUCGACAGCUAAAUCGCAAUUGCUACGGUUUGUUCUCAACACCGCCCCUCUGGCGAUCGCUACGACGGGCCGUGGGUCGUCUGGCGUCGGCUUGACGGCUGCCGUUACGUCCGACAAGGAAACCGGAGAAAGGAGGCUCGAGGCAGGUGCCAUGGUGAUGGCUGAUCGUGGCGUCGUAUGCAUUGACGAGUUUGACAAAAUGUCCGAUGUCGAUCGAGUUGCCAUUCACGAGGUCAUGGAGCAACAAACUGUGACGAUUGCCAAAGCGGGCAUUCACACGUCACUCAAUGCUCGGUGCUCUGUUAUUGCCGCCGCAAAUCCGAUAUUCGGACAAUACGAUCCGCACAAAGACCCACACAGGAAUAUUGCGCUUCCAGACUCACUAUUGUCCCGAUUUGAUCUCCUCUUUGUGGUCACCGAUGAUAUCGAAGACACGAGGGAUCGGCAAGUCUCAACGCACGUGCUGCGCAUGCACCGAUAUCGUCAGGCCGGCUUGGAGGAGGGCCACCCCGUACGCGAGCAGACUUCACAGCUGUUUCGCGAGUCCGCCGACAGUCAGGCCAGUACCCAGGGACAAACUGAAAUUUUCGAAAAGUACGAUGCAAUGCUCCAUGCUGGUGUCCCCUCCAGCUCUGGUCGAACUUCCAAGAAGAAACCCGAGAUCCUAAGCAUGCCGUUUAUGAAAAAGUACAUACAGUAUGCCAAGACGCGAAUCAAACCAAUCUUAACACAGGAUGCCUCGGACCGCGUUGCCGAGAUUUAUGUCGGCCUUCGCAACGAUGAAAUGGAGGGAAAUCAAAGACGAACCAGCCCCCUUACUGUUCGUACAUUGGAAACCAUCAUCCGACUUGCAACUGCCCAUGCCAAAGCUCGGCUCUCAAAUAGAGUCGAGGAACAAGACGCUGCUGCUGCAGAGGCAAUUUUACGCUUCGCGCUAUUCAAGGAAGUUGUUGAAGAUGAAUCUCGCAAAAAGCGUAGAAGGACACAUGCAGUCGAAUCCGGGUCCUCUGGUGACGAGAGCCCUGACGAUAACAAUGACGGCACCGACGAGCAGACUGUGGCCGACAUCACAUACCGCGGCAAUACAACUUCAACGCGGCCAUCGAUCCGCAUCACGACUCGCUCUCAUACGAGAACUUCUCACGCAACUGCUGAAGCAUCCGAGGCAAGCCACAUGGGGAGAAAUAAUGCGGACAGCGAGAUCCACAUUUCACCCGAUGGCGAGACUGGAAGUAGAAUUCCACGCCGGUCCGGCCAGAGUUCUCGAUCAAUGAUGAGUCCCACGCAAUCACAAACAUCUUUUGCCUCAUCCAUGCCUGCAUCUCAGCUGGCGUUACCAUCCCAGGACCAGACUGCGAUGGAAGAAGACAUCAGUAGUUCAGCAGCCAAUCUUGCUAUCGAGGAUGAGCCCCCCAUCAGUUCUCGGAGACUCGCCUCUUUCAGAACAGCGCUGGGACAACUUCUCAGCACAAGUUUAUUUGACGACGACUCCGCAAGCUUAGCAGCAGUGAUGGCUGCCGUCAACAGUAAAAUUUCAUCCCAUGAAGGCGACAAAUUUGACAGAGCAGAGACCGUCAAGGCACUCCGGGAAUUGGAAAAGGUGAAUCACAUAAUGUAA